Molecule: messenger RNA, 99 nt
Organism: Spirodela intermedia
Lineage: Eukaryota; Viridiplantae; Streptophyta; Magnoliopsida; Alismatales; Araceae
Source: the annotation of a GenBank genome assembly
AUGAGCAAUCUUUUUGUGGGUUCGAUGGGUCCGCCGAUUAAACCUUGUGCCGGAUUGCGAAGAAAGCAAGCUGGGCGGGGCUCAUACAGAGGGAGUUAG